AUGUCUGAACAAACAAAAUCAUCAGGAUCUAAAGGAAAGAGGAAUUUCCGUAGAACUCAGGGACCACAAACUGGUAAUCGUAAAAAUAAUCAAACAAAUGGUCAUGGUCAUGGUCAUGGUCAAAAUAAAAGGGAAAACGAAGAUGAGGACGACGAUGAUAACUAUUGUUUGAUAUGUGCAGAAAAAUUAAACUACGUGUCAUUGACUCCAUGUAAUCAUAAAACAUGUAAUAAAUGUGGCUUUAAACAACUUGCAUUAUUUGAAAAGAAAAAUUGUAUGAUCUGUAGAACAGAACUGACUGAAGUUAUAUUCACAACAAAUGAUAUUACUAAAAAUUAUAAGCAUACUUAUUCUGAGGUAUUUAAUAAUUAUAAGAAAACAUUUGUACAGGAUUCAAUGUAUCCUUUCAUUAAUUUUACUAAUGAUGAUAUUCGUAAAGAGACAAUAGAUUUAUUGAAAUUUUAUUGCGAAAUAUGUGGUGAUCAUAAGGAGGAUUUUGGUUCUUUCCAAAAAUUACAUGAACAUUUAAGGUCCGAGCAUAAUAAAGCAUUAUGUAUGAUUUGUGCAACUCAUAAAAACGCAUUCCCUUCAGAAUUAACAAUAUUUACCCCGAAUCAAUUGAGAAAUCAUCAAUCUAAAGGUGAAAGUGAUCAAGGUUUUAAAGGUCAUCCAAUGUGUGCUUUUUGUUCAGGAAGAAGAUUUUAUUCUGAUGAUGAAUUAUAUCUUCAUAUGAGAGAAAAACACGAGAAAUGCCAUAUUUGUGAUAAAAUUGAUCAUAAUAAUCCACAAUAUUUCAAAGAUUAUGAUCAACUAUUUGAACAUUUUAAACAUUAUCAUUAUAUUUGUACAGUACCUUCAUGUCUUGAAAUGAAAUUUGUUGUCUUUAAGGAUGAAUUAGAGCUACAAGCUCAUAUUUUACAAGAACAUGGUAGCAUUAUUAAAGGGAAACCUAAAUUUUUCCAAUCUGAACUUUCUACAUUCAUUUCUGCCCCUUCAAGAGUCAUUAGAGAAGAUGGUGGUAAUAAUGAUGUAUCUUCGUUGGCUUCAUUAGGGUCAUCAGCAUCAUCAUCUACAGGAAGGUUAAACUCAAACAGAAACCGUCGCACUGAUGAUUCUGAUUUAAUUGCUACACCUGAGAUGAGUCAACAUAGAAUGGAAGAACGUGCCAAAUAUUAUUUGGAUAAUUCAGAAGAAGGUUACGAAAGGUUUUUAAAAUAUAAUCAAGAAUAUGACAAAGGUAGAUUAACAGCUCUUAAUCUAUUAGAAAGUUACAGAAAUUUAUUUACGACUCAACAAUCUGAUAUUUAUCUUUUAAUUAGAAACUUAUCUGAAACUUAUCCAAGAAAUUCUAACAAAUACAGAGAAUUAAACAACAUUUAUUCUGCCAAUGAACAACGGAUGGAAAGACAAAAUACAAAUUCAAAUUUACCUUCCCUAACUGAUGACAGAUCUUUCUCAGUUCCUGUCGUGUCAGGUAAAUGGGGUAAUGCAGGUGCUGUUUCAUCCAAGAGUGUGAUUAAGAAUUUACCAUCAUUACCUACUUCUAACCAUGUUGAUCCCUUUGCAAAUCCUUACAAUAUCAGAACCUCUAAACCAGUUAGAAAGAGUACUACAAAUAUAGCAGCUACAUAUGGUGGUAAUGUCGGAAGCGGUUAUAACAAUAGAACAUCAUUAAGUAGCAAUAGUGUCAACUUCACCCAAUCUUUUGCAGAUUCACAAAGAUCCGAUUCAUCAUCAAGUAAAUCAUAUGCUAAUAAUAACAACAACAAGUCGAAAGAUAAAUUAUCUCAAUUAAAUCUACCAUCCUUACCGACACCAAAACCAAGAGUUGUAAUUCCACCUGUACACAGGACUAUCAUUCCAAACCCAAAGAGUUGGGGUAAGAAUGAUCCACAGCCUAAUAGUAGAAGUCAAAGUAAUCUUGAUGAUCCAAAUACGUUGGAUUUAUCUGGUUUAACAGUGAAGCCUGCUAGAGGUGGUAAAGGUAAGAAGAAGGGUAAUCAAAAACAAUUAUUAUUCCAUAUUGGUGUUUAG
Molecule: messenger RNA, 2034 nt
Organism: Maudiozyma saulgeensis
Lineage: Eukaryota; Fungi; Ascomycota; Saccharomycetes; Saccharomycetales; Saccharomycetaceae
Source: the annotation of a GenBank genome assembly